CCUUUUACUCCAAGUAAGAUUGCUAAACUGUGUAAGCCGCAAAAAUCUUUCUUUCUUGCUCUCUCUAGACUGGUGCUUGAGUUUGAUCUGUUGGUGUAUGCGUUUGGCCAGUUCCCCCUAGUGGUUGUUACGUGGAUGUGUAUGUUCCUGUCCACCCUUGUGGUUCCAUAUAUACUGCUCAGUGUCUGGGCCAGUGUUUACCCCACGUCAAGCCAUCGGGCCUUAUGGACAGUGCUGGCUGGUUCUCUCUUGCUUCUGUACCAGGGGCUGUGUUUGGGUUUCCUACCCACAUAUGUGGUGCUGAAAAACGGCCUUCCCCCUGCUUCAUGCUUCAUACUUAUUCUGGAACAGGUGCGACUGAUAAUGAAGGCUCACUCUUUCAUCAGGGAAAAUGUGCCAAGAGUGCAAUCCUUAGAACGAACCAAAACAAAUUCAUUAGCUGUACCUCAGUUCACCCAGUACAUUUACUUUCUCUUUGCACCUACCCUAAUAUACAGAGACAAUUAUCCACGGUAA
Molecule: messenger RNA, 516 nt
Organism: Sinocyclocheilus grahami
Lineage: Eukaryota; Metazoa; Chordata; Actinopteri; Cypriniformes; Cyprinidae
Product: sterol O-acyltransferase 1-like
Exons: 3
Biological process (GO): cholesterol efflux; cholesterol metabolic process
Cellular component (GO): endoplasmic reticulum membrane
Molecular function (GO): cholesterol O-acyltransferase activity; fatty-acyl-CoA binding; cholesterol binding
Source: RefSeq, a predicted model, not a curated record